Messenger RNA from Lampris incognitus (smalleye Pacific opah), 378 nucleotides. It is a transcript of the gene nppal, whose product is annotated as natriuretic peptide A-like. The transcript is spliced from 3 exons. The coding region runs from base 1 to 378 and encodes 125 amino acids. Gene Ontology annotation, molecular function: hormone receptor binding; hormone activity. The record is from RefSeq and is a predicted model, not a curated record. NCBI's taxonomy places the organism in Eukaryota, Metazoa, Chordata, Actinopteri, Lampriformes, Lampridae. Gene Ontology annotation, cellular component: extracellular region.
AUGAUUUCGCACAUUUGCUUUUGCUCUCUAACCGCACUCUUACUGCUCAACUUGGUAGGCGGCAAACCCCUAUCCGACGUCCAGAGUUUAAAACAACUUCUGGAGCUGGAGAGCGACGCGCCAUAUUACGCGGUAGACGGGAGGGGAGGCGGAGGGGAAGAUGAAGAGGAAGAAGAAGAAGAAGAAGAAGAGCGGCGCUGGGAGUCUGGCCCCGCCAACUUCGCGCUGGCGGGAAAAGAGAACGCCCUCGCGCGCCUCCUCAAAGACGUGGUGCGGAUGUCGAAGCGCUCGUGGGGCCGCUACAAGAAGGGCGGGCUGAGGAGCUGCUUCGGCGUCCGGCUGGAGAGGAUCGGCUCCUUCAGCGGCCUGGGGUGCUGA